UUCAGCAUCUAGGUUCGUGAAUAUGAAAAUAGGCAUUGUGGCUUUCUGCCUGUUGUGUUACUGCUUCGAAGCUUCACAUGGUGCUUGCCAGUGUCUAUCCAUUUCAUCCUGCACUAGGACUUGCACAGAGGACACCACCAACCAUUCUUGGAUCAAAGAUGAAUUUCCAAAAGAAAAUUUUACGUUGAAUUGUCCUUUGCCCAGCAAUGUGAAAGGUUUCUAUAUGACGCUGUAUAAGGGCCAGCGCAAUCAAAAAGUCUGUUCUCUUUAUGUAGACAAUGGAAAAAAUAAUUCCGAAAGAACAAAUGAAUUCUGUGAACCAAUCCAUUCAGAUGAAAACGUAUCAUUCGUUCUCAGAAAUUUAAAAAGCAGGGAUAGUGAUACUUACACCUGUUGCCUAGAAGUUCUUACUCCAGUUUAUCGUUGUUGCAAAUCAAAUGAAACGCAUCUCUAUGUUCAAGAUUCAGAAAAUUCAGAAGAUUCAGAAAAAUCCUGUUGGCUGUCGGAACUUACAUCACGGAUACUUAUUGGGCUCGUAGUUUUUUUAUUUGUUGCCUGCAUCUUUUCUUCAAUAAGGUGUUUUAGAAGUUCGGUUUGCCAAUGUGCCAACACUUACGACAACAACACUGACUACAUGUCCAUGGCAGCAGUAAAACCUAGAUGA
Molecule: messenger RNA, 664 nt
Organism: Thamnophis elegans (Western terrestrial garter snake)
Lineage: Eukaryota; Metazoa; Chordata; Lepidosauria; Squamata; Natricidae
Product: T-cell-specific surface glycoprotein CD28-like
Exons: 5
Coding region: 23-664 (213 amino acids)
Biological process (GO): T cell costimulation; cell-cell adhesion; T cell tolerance induction
Source: RefSeq, a predicted model, not a curated record